Molecule: messenger RNA, 2940 nt
Organism: Zerene cesonia (dogface butterfly)
Lineage: Eukaryota; Metazoa; Arthropoda; Insecta; Lepidoptera; Pieridae
Gene: Crk
Product: adapter molecule Crk
Exons: 7
Coding region: 395-1297 (300 amino acids)
Molecular function (GO): protein binding
Source: RefSeq, a predicted model, not a curated record
UCUACGCCCCGUCGCCCAAAAGUUGUGUGGCGCGUGUGUGGCGUAUGAAAUAUUAUUUAUAAAUUCAACCUAUUAAUAGAUUUAUUCCAUUUAACUCAUUACAAAAUUAGUUGGAAAGGUAUGCGCGUGACCGGCGACGCUUCAGCAGCGCGCAGAAAAUACGAAAACAUGUGUUUUGAUGUCAAUAUAACUUGGUGAUCUGAUGACACUACUAGAAGAUAGAUGUCAACAAAUUGUGAUUUCCUCUGAAUGUAGUGUUAUAAGUGUUGUUUUCUUGGUAUUAAUAUAACGGGGACGUUGCUCGUUGGGCCUGGGGGAAGUGCAUGUGUCGGCGGUGAUUGAUAAGUGUGCUGUAAUCAGCGACUUACUUCCGGCAGCGAUGAGAAUCCGAUGAAUGCUAAUUGGUGCCUGUGACUUAUCAGACUCUAGGAUGGCGAACCCUACUAUCGGGGUCUCGUUUGACCAAAAUGACAUGUCCAGCUGGUAUUUCGGCGGACUGUCAAGGGCUGAAGCAACAAAACUGUUGCUCAAUGAGACUGAAAGCGGAGUGUUCCUCGUCAGAGACUCGAAGACUAUACAUGGAGACUAUGUACUCUGUGUUAGGGAGGACGACCGUGUAUCACACUACAUAAUAAACCGUGUAGUAUCAGCGGACGGUGCCACGCGGUUCCGCAUCGGCAAUCAGCUGUUCGCAGACAUGCCAGCGUUGCUAGCGUUCUAUAGAUUGCACUAUCUGGACACGACGCCGCUCGUCAGGCCUUUGCCCCAGGCGAACGCGCAGGCCGCCGCCCCGCCGCCGGCGCAGCCCCACCACGUGUUGGAGGUGGUGCUGGCGAAGUUUGAUUUUGAUGGCAGCGACGCCGACGACCUUCCAUUCAGACGUGGUGAACGGCUGAUGGUGAUCAACCGCGACGAGGAGCAGUGGUGGACGGCGAGGAACGCGCACGGUCGCACCGGUUCGAUACCCGUACCGUAUGUGCAGAGGUUGCUGGACCCAUCGGGAGUGCCGUAUCCAGCGAACGAGGCGUUGACUCAGCUGGGCGACCCUCCCAGUCCGCCAAACAAUAAGAAUCAACAGAAGGGCACUAACAUGCAGCGCAGUCUGCCCGCGCUGGCGCGAGUGCGUCAGUCCCGUGUGCCCAACGCGUACGACAAAACCGCUCUCAAGCUACAGGAGGGUGAUAUACUUAAGGUAACAAAAAUGAAUAUCAACGGCCAGUGGGAGGGCGAGCUCAACGGUAAAGUUGGCCACUUCCCAUUCACUUAUGUGGAAUUCCUCGAUGACAUCACCAGCUAAAUGUGACCAAAGUGAAACUUAGUGAAAGUGUUAGUGUCAAAGUGAAUUGAUUAGUGCAAGACUGGUUACACUGUGAAGGUUAUGUCUCAUGGAGCUGGGAAGGUUAAUUAUUCUCUGGGGAUGUUUUUGGACAAUUGUCCCAAUAUAAUUAUACAAUUUAUAUUGAAUAUGGUUGAAACAGAGUCUAAAUUAAAUUUUACAAGCCAAUUAUAUUGGGGAAUGCAUUGUUGUUAAAAAAUUGUGCAUUUGAAGUGCUUUAUAUCAUUAUAUAAUUCAGAUAAACGAUUUUAUAGACGCCAUAAAAUUUACCAUUCAUUGAAAACGAUAAUGAAAUAAUUAUAUGUCCAUCUCAUAUUGUAAGAGGUGCAGAAAUAAAAUUUGGACUUGUUUUAACCAGUAUAAAAUGCGGUUAAUACAGUGAGUCAACCAUAUAUUGACUGAAUUGUCAUCAUCAAAGAGUUUUCACAUGGUGGAAUUAGCUAGUACUCAAUUUACCUGAUAUGACUUUUAUAUAGAUCAAUUUAUUGUGUUUUAUAUACCAAUAUUUACCCUGAUCGUCCUUUAAUUGUGUUGCAAUGUGAAGGGAUAUUAAAGAGACAAGAAUUUCUUUAACUUGAAUCAAUACGUUAAUUUUAAAGGUGGAGAUACCAAAGGUCUCAAACUUUUGAUCUGUCACAAGAUUGGAUUUAGAGUACCUUUUUACCCAUAAAAACUGAUAUAUAUUAAUAUUUGUUUUAUAUAUUUUUGCCCUUUAACCUAUAAUAUCAACUUUGAUAAGAGUUGGGCUUUCGCACAAAUUAAGCUAUUGGUGAGCUUCCCAAUUAAUCAUCAAUCAAAUGAUACAUCGAAACAUGUUGACUGCUAUAUAUUGUUGUUAAGCUCUGUCGUAAACAAACAAACAUGCUGUGUAAGCUGUUCACUGCAAUUGAAACCUUUUUGACAUUGCUUUUAAGCAUUUAUUGCUUUAACAUUACUGCCAGUUGAGAGUGUAUAAAAGUAUGGCUUAGUCAAACAGAUACAAAAAAUAAAUCUAUAUAUUGAAAUUAUACUUUUCAUAUUAAAUAUUAUGAUGGGUAAAGAUAAUUAUUUAAAUUCUGAUAAGUUAUAAUUUAAGACUAAAAGAAAACUGAAAGUAAAACCUUCCCAUCAUAUUAUUUGUGAUGAAAUAUAUGAGAUAAAAAUGUAUACUGAAUUAGAUUAUGCCCACUGUAUGUAUGUCUGUUUGACAGCCUUUAUGUAUAGAAUUGCAUAUGCAAAUGUUCAAAUGUUACAUAAACAUAGUAUAAUUAAUAUAGGCUAAGUAUGAAUUGUGUUGUUGGCAUUGAAUUGUUAACAAUCUUUAUCUUCAUAUGUUUAAUAUACUGACCAAAGAAUUCAUAUAAUUUAUUUAACAUAUCACUGUUAUGUAACACAACAUAUAAUAGUUGUUUCAUAAUAAUUUAUGCUGGCACCAUGAACACCAAAUUCUUCUAUAUUUUUCAUUAUUGUUUUUCGAAAUAAUCAUGUUUCUUUCUAAUGCUUUGUUUUCCAUUUAUUCUCCAUUUUAAUGCCCACAACAUGAUUCCAUUACAAUCAUUAAUAAACUCUUCCAAAAUAUGAUAGUCAAUAUUUUUAUAAUUGCUGGUGCAAAUUGUUUAAUUUAG